AUGGCCGGCCAAGAGUCCUUCCGGUCCAUGCCGUCUCUGGACGACUUCUCGGACUUGACGGGCCCGUCCUCGGAGCGCCCGAGGGCCAGGCAGGACAAGGCCCCCAAGAAGCGGGAUGCUGGCGACAGGGAGCAGAAGCCACAGCCACAGAGCAAGUCCUCUGGCGCUUCCAAGCCGAGGAAGCAAUUCUUCGGGUGUCGCGCUGCUCCUUCCGCGCCUCCUUCAGGCCCGACGGUGCGAAGGCGAUGCCCCUCCUACGAACCGGACCCUCAGCUCGCGCUCAAGCGCCAGCGCGACCUCCUCUCCGACAGCGAGGACUCCGACUCCGGCGAUUGCCCCCGCAGGCAGGGCACGAAGGUCCCGAAGGGCCUCGCUCUCCCCAAAGCGAAGGGCGCUGACCCACCUAAGGGCGCCUGCGGUGCGUCCAAAGCAUCGGUCGAGGGCCUGUCGAAGGGCAGCCUCCCCGCGGAGUCCCACGGCGGCCAGCAGGACGGGGACAAGAAGCGGGAUGCCAGCGCCCGGCGGGACAGGAAGAGGGAGAGGAAGGCGCGCAGGGAGCAGAAGCUAUUGGAUAAGUCCUCUGGCGGUUCAAGCAAGGCGUCCCAAAGCCAGGCCUCCGCCUUCAGGUCCAUGCCGUCUCUGGAACGACUUCUCGGACUCCUUCGGCGGCCGGACCGAAGAGCGCUGACGGCGGCGCCGACGAGACCGAUCUCCUCGGACAGGAGGCUGCGGCCCCGGGAAGCGCCGUCUCUCCGUUUCUUCUCUACAUGUGUGCAAUAA
Messenger RNA from Penaeus vannamei (Pacific white shrimp), 780 nucleotides. NCBI's taxonomy places the organism in Eukaryota, Metazoa, Arthropoda, Malacostraca, Decapoda, Penaeidae. The record is from RefSeq and is a predicted model, not a curated record.